UGAAAGCAACACCAGCUUCACUUCCUGAUCUCAGCUCCCAAAUUAAAUCUGUCUUUUUGGCGGUUAAAGCCACUUGUUUAUAAACAAAAACAGCUUAAAUUCAGGAUUUUAAUAGGCUGCACGAGCUGAUCCGAGGACAGUGUGGACAAAAUGAAGGAAACGCUCGUGUGUUUCAGCAUCGUGUUUUUCAGCUCGCGGCUCAUAAUGGCUUCUGAUGUGAUCACCGUAAACUGUUCUGAGACAGUAAUCAUGGGGCAGUAUGGUUCCUCUGUGGUUCUCCCAUGUUGGCUCACCCCUGAGAUGAAUGCAGAAACUUUGGAGAUUCGUUGGUACCGCCCAGGGCAGUUCAAAAGUCCACUACUGUUGUACCAGAAUUCUAAAAUCAUUACAGACUACACAACGUACAAGAAUCGGAGCUCACUGACUCUGAGAAACCCUCAGUCUACCGGGCUGAAACAGGGAGACAUCUCCUUGUGGUUGGACAACCUUGGCUUGUCAGAUAUAGGGAUUUUUCACUGUUACGUAACUGGAGACAAAUCAUAUCAUGAAAAAACUGUGCAACUCAAUUUAACAGCUCUUGGCUCACCCCCUUUCCUUUCUCUGAAGAACCAUCAUGACUCUGUGAACCUCAGCUGUUCUUCCUGUGGCUGGUUUCCAAAACCGAGUCUUCUGUGGAAAUUUACUAAUGAAAAAGGAGAGACUCUUUCUGAUCCUCAAUCCCGCAUUUACAGUAGACAAGAGAACGGCCUGUUUUGCAUUUACAGCUGGGUCAUCCUGUCGUCCUCUCUCUCUAACUCGAUCUCCUGUUCUGUCAGUCUGUCAGAAGACAAGAAGAGAAAUGUGAGCAUGGAUUUAGGGGCCCGCCAAUCAGUUGACAAUAGUGUUGUGUGGAAGAUUCUUUUCACUCUGUUAUGUGUACUGGCCCUGAUCGGAAUUGGCCUCCUCCUCUACAGAAAAUAUAAACCAGGAUACAAGCCAGUUAGCACUGGUGAGCAACCAAAUGAAAUCAUGGUGGACUCGAGAAACGAUACAAGCUUGGAGGACUUGAGGAAAUCAGCAGUGACCAUCACAUUAGAUAAGGAGAACUGUAAUAAAGACUACCUAAGAUUUGCCCCUCAAGGUAAUACUGUGAGAGAUGUAGAGGAGGCUGCUAAUAAGUAUGAAGGACAUGGUUUUCCUUAUGAAUUAUGUGUACGUGGAAGAGAUGUAUUCCGCUCCGGUCGUUCAUACUGGGAAGUUGGAUUAAAAAUAACAAAUGUCCCACCCAAAAAGUCAUGGCUGAUUGGAGUCGCCAAAGAUUCAAAUCGCACAAGUGACAAAAAGAGUGAUUUUACGCCUUCAAACGGUUUUUGGUUUCUGUGCUCGGACCCAGUAAAAGGCCUCUGUGUUAACACUGAACCAGAAAUCUCAUUGCCGGAAAACACAACACCGGAGUGCAUUGGAGUUUUGCUAGAUUUUGACAAUAGCAAGCUUUCAUUUUACAAUGUGCAUCCUAAUGACUGUGCACAUCUCUUUACAAUGUUUAUCGAUUUCCAAGGGGGCAUUGUGCCUCUGUUUAAUCCAGGAAUAGGCGAAAAAGCUCCACUUAAAAUAAUUGACCUACAGAACAAAAUUCAAAAUGAGCCUGGAGGGAGUGCAAGUGCUCACGUCAGCAGUGCAAAUCAUGUAUAAAUUGCGCGUAACACUAAUAAAAGAAUGAUUGGGCCUUAUUUAUCAAGCUGGAUAUAAAUAGAUCAACAGGAUCAUUUACACAAGAAUUGCGGUUUUGUGAAAAUGCAGUUAGUUUGGAAAAACUUUUUCAGAGUUCCUGACUGUAAUGAACAGUUGGUGAAAAUGAGUCAUUUGCUAUCGAUCAUCUCAAAAUAUAUCCGUAACUUAACGACAAAUGUAGCGAGUUUUAUGGAGUUUUGCGUCCCAUGAAAUGUGGCUGGUAAUUUCGAGCUGAUUGGCAGUUAUCAACAAUGCACAUGAGUACAAAGACGAUCAGCAUUAACGAAAGUUUUGUAAAUUUUCAAUUCUGUUUGGCCUACAAAUAAUUUUUACACAACUUUACUGAAAGAUCGACUUUCUCUGACUAAAAUCUUAAGGGCUGUGCCAUUACAUUACAAGUAAAGCUUGUUAGAUCAUUGAUCAAAUUGAUGUCAAAGUAGCUUCUAGAACAAUUGUCCCAUGAGGCAUGGCUUCAAUCCUGACUCCAUUCCCUUUUCAAAUAAAAAUGGCUAAUGACAGGAAGCAUGUUUCUAACCGCACUCCAGUUUUAAACAAGAUCCAUUUUGUAAAACAUGUAAAGCAGUGAUGUGUUUUUUUUUUUUUUUUAAAUAAAUUGUACUUAUAAGAUUGGUUGGAAGGUCUGUAGGUUUUCAGACACGAGAAAGUUAACAAGACGGACGAGUGUUUUGUUUAGUUCCGUUAGAUGGUAAAAUUCAAGGUCACUUGAGUUCCUCCUUUUCAGUUCUAGGGAAAGGUAGUCUCAAGGGCACAUUUUUAAUUUUGUACCUCAUUCGAUGAAACAAAAGGUAUCAAACCAGCAGCUUAAUAAAACUGGCUCACAUAUCAAGCCAGAACGAACCUUUAGCACUAUGAAUGCCUUUUGAAGCCCUGCUCCCAUCAGUGUUGUUUUUAUAUUGAUCAUGAUGAGGACAUAAUGUUCAUUUUAGAGGUACUAAUCCUGAUGUAUUAUCUGAAAAUUUACAAUAAGAGUCUAGUGCAUUGAAACAGCACUGCUACAUAUUAAACUAUUGAAUAGUUUUGUAUUAUAUAGACAUGCUAAACUUAUAAAUGCACUAUAUAAAUGUGCCAUUUACCAUUUAAUUGCUCAAUGAAGUUUGUAGAGACACUAUUGCUAGUUUAUACAUAUUUAUUCAAUUAUGAUUAUGAUUUUACACAGCCAUGUGAAAAUGCUUUACCCUAAACGUAAGAAAACCACUUAAGACACUAUCAUUUUUGUCUUCAGUAAUUCAGCUUGGCUUAAUUUCCAUCUUCCACAAUUUGAUGUCGUAAUUGUCCAGUUGGAGCACGGUUAUCCAUUGUAACAUGGGCGGCAAAAUAUACAUGUUUACUUGCAUCUGCUCUGCAUUUCUGUGAUGGAUUGCUCAUCCAAAUUGUAGACACACACCUAUCUGCUUGUGUUUAAGACUGUAAUUUCCUCUGGUAUGUAAAUAAUUAUUUGGAAAUAAAACACUAAUCGUUUUUCUGAA
This is a messenger RNA of Ictalurus punctatus (channel catfish), 3197 nucleotides long. RefSeq names its product butyrophilin subfamily 1 member A1. The coding region runs from base 151 to 1671 and encodes 506 amino acids. The record is from RefSeq and is a predicted model, not a curated record. The transcript has 10 exons. NCBI's taxonomy places the organism in Eukaryota, Metazoa, Chordata, Actinopteri, Siluriformes, Ictaluridae. Gene Ontology annotation, molecular function: protein binding.